Molecule: messenger RNA, 8767 nt
Organism: Penaeus indicus
Lineage: Eukaryota; Metazoa; Arthropoda; Malacostraca; Decapoda; Penaeidae
Gene: Wsck
Product: putative inactive tyrosine-protein kinase Wsck
Exons: 4
Coding region: 100-2379 (759 amino acids)
Biological process (GO): multicellular organism development; protein phosphorylation; positive regulation of kinase activity
Cellular component (GO): plasma membrane; signaling receptor complex
Molecular function (GO): protein binding; transmembrane receptor protein tyrosine kinase activity; ATP binding
Source: RefSeq, a predicted model, not a curated record
GGCCAUCGUGGGCAAGACAGGUGUGGUUGUUUUGUAUUGUUUGGUUAAAAUUUUCCCACGCUCAUGGAGGUUAUUUGAGAUGCUUUAGACGCCAAGAAGAUGGGUGCAGUGUUCUACCUGGCAGUAGCUCUGGCUUUCUGCUGUUUAAUCUCGGCAGCUGAGGAUUUGUAUCCUGUGGGCUGCUUUGCGGGGGAUGCAAAGAGUCGCGAUACCAUGUUUCGGGCUCCAGCUGAAAUAAGUGGUACCAGUGUGGAUGCAUGUGUCGAAGAAUGUAAAAAGAAAUUUAUGCGAUAUGCAGGAUUGUUUGAAGCAAAGAGCUGUUAUUGUGGUGAUGGAAUACAUGGCAGUACAACAGAUCAGUGUACUUCUCCUUGUUCAGCAAAUUCGACUCAGAUAUGUGGUGGGCCAGGAUCCAUGAGCAUUUAUGAGGCUGGCAAGGGUAUUUUAAGUGCUCCCAAAUCUCUUACACAAGUUGACAGUGAAUCCACUAGUUUACAUAUAAAUUGGGAGCCACCUACAGGAGGCCUGUCAGAAAUUCUACACUACCGUGUUAGUGCAGCUCCAGUGUAUACAUAUAGUGAAAAUGACCCUCCCAGAUCACUGCAGUGGGAAUUUUCUUCUCAUAUUAAAACUGCUUGGCUGCAAGGAGUUCAACCAGGGACCAGGUAUCUUGUUGAAGUGAGAGCUGUGUCUGAAUCAGGUCUUGGCUAUCCCAGGUCUCUGGAAAUGUGGACUAAAGUGGGAAAGCCAGAAACACCUCCAAUGCCUCAGAUAAUAAGCCAGACCUCCUCGACAAGAACCGUUGAGCUGCAGUCAGUACCGCCAACAAAUGGUCCAAUAUCUGCUUACCAAGUAGUGGUAGUGGAUGAAACUGUUCAUGUACAACUUCAGCCUCAUUUGCUGACAGAUUACUACUCAGCUAUGAAUAAUAGCAUACCAUUCUAUAUUACAGCUGAAUUCUCUCCUGACAAUUUUAUGAGAACCUUCAAAGUUGGAGACAGAAAGAUGUAUGGGAAGUACUACAAUGCACCACUAAAACCAGAUAUUGAUUACCACAUUUUGCUUGGUGUGCUGAGCACCAUAAAUGAAACAAAGGCAGCUUAUUCUAUGUCCAAUCACGAGCAGCAUGAAAGCACUGUCUUCGAUUAUGAAAGUGACUCCAUGGAAAAAAAGAUGAUAACUCAAACAAAUGAACAGUUAGCCAGGAGCCAAAAGACUGUAUUAGGGUUGUCAAUUGCAAUUGGUUUGUGUGGGUUCCUCCUUGUGGCUUCCAUCAUUUUGUAUGUAGUUUUGAGGGUUGUGGUCAGGAAAAAUCGGAUGCGUUCGGCAGAGAACCAAGAGUUGGCCGUCCAUGAACAGGAGCCCAAUGAAGACUGUGAGAAUGGCUAUUCAGUGGGUGCACACUACGUGGAUGAGGAAGCUCCCACACUUGACCAUUAUCGCCAGCUGAAAGAACGAGUUUGGAUCAUUCCCCAUCAAGGGCUUAACAUUGUUGGGGAUAUUGGGACUGGCAAGUUUGGGGAUGUAAGAAAGGGCAUUGUGAUUAACAAGGGAAACCAGGCAAAUGUGCUUGUUCACAGAAUAGCUGAUGACAACUUGGACAAGAAUUCAAAGACCCAGAUGCUCCGGGAGUUUGAUGCCCAUGUGCGCAUCAACAAGAACCCGCAUAUCAUCUCCCUUGUUGGUCUCAUGGAGGAGUUUAAUGUCAUUUCUGUGGCCUUUGAGUACGAAACUUCAACACUCAAAUCACACCUUGUUGGAAGUCGAGCGGUUCAGCACUAUCCAGUGUAUGCAGAGAAAAAUCGCAGGUUUUCCACACUUCCAGAGGGACAGGCCCUUGAAAUCCUCCUUGGUGUUGCACGAGGCAUGAAUCAUCUUGCCUCACUAAACGUUACCCAUGGUCAGCUCUGUGCCAGGAAUGUUGUGUUGAUAGAUAGCAUACGUCCAAAGGUCACUGGGUUUGGACUCCUCCACUAUCAUAAUGACUUGUAUGUACCUGAGUAUAAACGCUGGCACGCUGAGGAAACACUCCGGUCCAAGGUGUCUGUUCCUAAGAGUGAUGUUUGGUCAUUUGGUUGCUUGAUGUGGGAAGUGGCCACACUGGGGGGGACACCCUAUGCAGAUGUAAAGACUGAUGAGGUUCCUGGCAGGGUUCUACGAGGCUUGCGACUACCUCAGCCUCAAUAUGUUGGUGAUGAGCUCUAUCAGCUGAUGCUGAAUUGCUGGCAGAUGGACCGUGACGAGCGACCUACUUUCCAAGAGCUGGAGGGCAACCUACAAAGCCUGCUCAAUGAUGAUGUUACACCACAUCUUCUCUUCUCUUUGUAUCCAUCAUUCCAGUAUGAGCACUAUGCCCCCCAUCUUGAGUUUAUUGAUUAGAACUAUAAUGUACCUCCUUCGGUGGUAUAACUGUCAUCCAUGCUCAUCUCUAUGAGCAAACAUCUGUCUUGCCAGAACUCACAUGCUUGAACAUGUGGCAGAUUUCUAGGUGAUUAGGUAAAUCAAUGUUGUUCAGAAUUCUUGUGGCCAAUUAAUUGAUACGUGUGCCAAUUAAGCAGUAUUGUUAUGCACAUGUUUUUCAAAGCACAAAUUUUGAAAAUUAAUAUUUGUUUUUUAGAAAUAACUCAAGAAAUUGGUAACCUAUGAUCUCCAGUCCAUUCCACUAGAUAUAAACCAUAUUCUUGUUUAUAUUGCUCAAGAUUCUCUUGAUACUUCGCAGCACAAUAAAUGCUUUUAGCAUUUUCCCAAGGAAGUUUAGGCUAUAUUUUUUUCAUUUUUAUGAAUGGAAAACUUUUUGCUUGGUGAUAAUUAAGAAUGCAAUAUCAGGAAUACGUUGCAAAUUAAUUACAGUGCACUCUCUGGUAUCUUUUUAUGGAGGAAGAUCUGACAGUGGGAGUAAUUUUAUUUUUAGUGUGAAGGAUAAGGUCAAAAAAAGUGUCCAGUUAGUGUGAUAGUUUUGUCAGAAGUGUCUGCUAAAGAGUGUGCCAAAGGUUUUAGAAAUUCCUUUUAGAUACUUAAAAGUUCCUAGGUGAAAAUGAAAUAACUUGGUAGGCUUAUUUUUCAGGUUACAGCCUUUAGGAACAUAGUAACUUCUAGAGGAUGAGAAGUCGGGUUAUGAUUGAUAUGCUUAUGUGACUAAAGCAUAAUAGAAGAUAUUGUACUUAUUUUUUUAUAUGAUUUGUUACUCGAAUAGUAUCUUAAAUUUACAAUAAGAUUAUGUAAUCAGAUUUCUUUGAUAAAUAUUUUAUGAUGUCCAUUAGUCCAUUAGGUAAUGCUAAUAGAAAAGUACUAUCAUGUGGAACCAAAUUACAAAAUUCAACAUCUUUGGCAGACUUAAAAACAUGGUAGGAUUUUUGGGAGUAAAAAAUGAUUGUGCAAUUGUUACUGCAGUGGUCGUAGUUGAUUCAUGGAUCAUAGAGAGUGCACUGUGUUGAAUAUAGUGUGGUGUAGUGUUUGUGAUUAAUUCCUUAUAUCACAAGUUGGCAGCAGUUAUUGUUCUUAGCCUUCCAUAGCUGAUAAUUAGUUGAACAAAGCAUAAAAUCAGUUGUGUGCUCUUUUGUAGUCAAGCUUUUCACAUUUUUUCAGGAUUGUUUGGCACAGUUAAAAGAAUAAAUGUAAAAGGGUGUAUAGAAGUAUAAGAUUAUUUGAAAUAUCAAAAAAGGAAAAAUGUUUGAAAAAUGUUGUGCUAGUGAAUGCAUGAUCAUUGCAUUCAUUUGUAAAUUGGUAUCAUAGAGUAAUAUUUAUCUGUUUUUACACAUUUGCAGUAGAAGCUAGUGAGUAAUUUCAGAAUCAGUCCACUUGAAGAGCAGUGCUUUCUAAUGAUUUUCAGCAUGAAUUACUUUGCAAAUGUGUAAGCUUCAUAGCUGCAAACAUUGUAAGGCUGGCAAUUAGCAGGAAUAUUUACGGUAAUGUAUGUAUGCAUCCUAAAAAGUAAGAACUAUUUAAUUUGCCCCUAUGAAAAUCAUCCAAUCAGUAUUUUAAUCUCUGACACAUCCAACUGCAGGUGCAGUUGUAAAUAAUGCAUUGUUUGUCCUCUGUACAGCCAGGCCUGAUUGUCCUAUCACAUAGUUUUUUUUAGUUAUAAGGUUUGGAUGCUAUAAGCAGUGUGUAGAUUAGAAUGUUGAAGUUUUGAGGGAUUAUCACAUGGUGCUUGAAAUCCUUGGGAUUGGUCACUUAUUAAUGUGGCUGAGGUUUAUGACUGGCAGAUGUCCCUGGUGCCUGUUUUUCGGAACUAGUUUGCCACAAACAACAGAGACUUGUGUACUUGCUCUGUCAGUAAUUAUUGUUUGUGCAAAAGAAGAGAAAGAUUGAAGAGAAUCCAAAAGAUGUAGAAAACUUAAAGAGCAGAAAACAAAUUGCAUAACUGCACCCUUUCUGACAAAGACUCUGCUACUGAUAUGCACUUUAACAAACAAACAAACUAUUGCUCUUUGUAGCAGCCAAGGGUCUAAAUAUAUCUGAAAUUAAAAGAAAAAGAAAUAUUGAUAAUAGAUGAUCUCGCUGUGAUCAUUAGUAUGUAAUUCCAAAGUUAAUAGUGCUGUCUUUGGAUAUUCCCAAAUAUUUGAUAUUGUAAUUUUUAUACAUUGCUGAACAUUUGGUAUUUGUAUGAAUCUCAGGAAAGUUACUGUGGGAACUGGGUGAACAGAAGUAUGCGUGAUAUCCAAUGUCUAGGAUUUGAAGUCCCCUGUGAUAUGGUGCCAGUUCAUAUUAUUUCCUCUUUCUUUCUUUUUUUCUGUUAUCCUUACAUGUAGAAAAGACAGUAUGAGCAGCUACUUGUAUUUCUCUUUUUCUGUUUACUUUUUAUGAGGAAAAGACAGUAUAACCAACUACUGGUAUUUCUAAUGAAUUAGGUGCAGUGUUGUUAAUGUCCUUGUUAAACACUUUGUUGUUUUAUGAAUUACUUUGUCAUUAUUUUGUAGUUUUUGUCAUUAUUUUGAUUGUUUUUAUGUUUCUAUUCUGAUUUGAAUUAUGUUUAUGACUAUCUUUGAGAUUCUUUUUGCUCUCUUCGAUUUGUGAUGUAGGCCUCUGUUAUAUUACACCAAUAUGCUUGUGCUGAUCUGGUCACAAGGCCCAAGGCAAGAGCCCUAUGUUGUAGGUACUUAAUAAGGUUAGGCUAAAGAUUCUUCUAGAUAAGUUCUGUAUUCAUAGCAUUUGACAGUAAACUUUGGUUGUGCACAGUAUAAAUUUGGGUAUGCUGGAAAACAUUACUGAACACUUGGGAAUGGUGUAAAUAAUGCUUGGAAAUUGCAUACUUUUUGGUCUGCCAUUUCAAAGCUGUGAUUAUCCCUCUGAAAAAUAUAAAUGAUUUUUAUGCAUACUUUGCACAUUGGGUUUUCUGCAGGGGUGCAAGACUUGCAGUCGGAAGAUUAUUCCAAGUUUGGCUGUGUGUUUUAGGGGUAAGUUACUAAGUACAGUAAUGAUCGGCCACUUGCCUGAGAAAUUGUAUGGGGGUGUUUAUUAUAGAAAAUAAUUGCUGAAAAGUCCAGUAUUAAUCAAGGAAUUGUGAUAAGAAUGCUGAUCUUAGGGGUGUAUUGGAAGUAAAAAAAGUUAUACAGUAAUAUAUUUUUUAUUUUAAUUUUUUUUCAUUUUAUUUGUUUAAGUUUUCUAUUUUAUUUUAUUUUUUUCUAUUCUUUGUGUAGUGAACAUUCCAGCAGGUCUUGCCUUAGGGAAAGAAAAGGAGAGUGGAAAGAAUGUUACCCUCUCUUGAUCUUGUGAAAGUAUAUUGAGUUUCUGUUUGUAUUUUUUUCUGUCAUUUGCGAUGGUCUUCCCUUGCCAAGGUAUUGGUAUUUUUGCCUGUUUUCUUAGUCAGGUUAAACCUUGUGAACUUAGGGAGUAUAUUCCUUAUGGCUGUUGUGGUGAGGGCUUAGAAAUGACAACUUAGAUUCAUUGACGUUGCUUACCCAUUACACAUACUGUAUACAUGAGUAUUCACAUGUUUGCCUAUAUAUAUACUAUCAAUUUGAGACAGACAUACACAUGUACAUGCACUAACACACACACACAUGUAGACAUGGAGGUACAUACACGCACACAUUCUGUCUGUGUGUCUCUCUUUCUCUUUCUUUCUUUCUUUCGCUUUCUCCCUCCCUGCCCUCAGUCACAGUAGGUUCAUAAGUGGCAGUAAGUAGUAAUGUUGAAAAGAUGUGUUGGCAUUUUAAUCUUAGCAAGUUCCAUGCAUCAUUCACUUUGGCACUGCAUUUAAGUUGGAUAGGUCUAUCCAUGAUCAAGUAUGGCUUUCCUUGUAUAAAUCUGUGUUGUGUUGUACAAGGAAAAGAGGCAAUAUGUGUCGUUUAGGUCUACAGUAAGUGAAAGGUUAGUGCAAUUGAAUAAGGGAGAGAUUAAGUUAUUUAUGUAUCAUUCCUAGCUAGGCCUAGCAUUGAUGCUUGUGGUGUAUAAUAAGAGGAUAAGUGUUUAGCCUUAAUUGUAAUGUAAAAUGUAUGUAACUUAUACUGAUCAGUGACAAUUGUAAUUAGAAGAGGGCAAAUACACUUAAAGUAUCAGCAAAAUCUACAAAUACAGUUGUUUAUAAGAGGUAGAAUGUUUUAUAGAAAUAUUUGUUUGAAUGUAUGAUUAUAUUGCAAGUUUGAUGAUUCAAGAAACAGCUUUAAAGAACAUUUCAUGAUGAAAAACAUGAUUUUUCUUUGAUAUGUCCAUUCUCACCAGCUUACUACUACUUUUAAUUAUGAUACCAGUUGUAAGUGUAAUAUGAAUUUUUAAAUAAUUAUUAUGGUUAUUGUUUUUUGUAACAGUUUUGUAAGAGGUAGAAUGUUUUACAGAAAUGUUAAUUGAAUAUAUGAUUAUAUUGCAAGUUUCAUGAUUCAGGAAACAGCUUCCAAGAACAUUUUGUGAUGGAAAAUAUAAUUCUUCUUAAAUAUGUCCACUCUCUCCAUCUCACUAUUUCUUUUUAUUAAGAUACCAGUUGUAAGUGUGAUAUGUUUUUUUUUAAAUAAUUAAUAUUUUUUAUUCAUUUAUUAUUUUUUUUUAACAGAUAUAAUUGAAAUCAUUACUACUGCUUUUCCUUCUUUUUACAUCAUAUUUUUUAUAUGGAUGUGGAACUUAUGCUGAAGUUAUGUGAGUUGAGAUCAGUGCCUUUCUUCAGCUGUCAAAAGUUACAUGUGUUCUAGCGUUGGUUACAAUAGAAGCAUUAGUGUCCAUUUUAAAGAUAAUCCAGAAAAAGGCAAAAUUGUCAUUAGAAGCUAGUGUACAUUGUUAGAUGUCAUAGCCUUAGAUGUAAGUAUUUUAUACAUUCAGCGUGUUUGAUUCUGCAGAUGUGGAAAUGUGUGACUGCAUGUGUGUGAGUGUAAGCAUGCUGUUGUGUCUGUGCCUGCAUAUAUGUUUGACUGUGUUGUUCAGUUUUUGUCUGUCUGCAUGCAGACUUAAUGUUGCAUAUGUAACAUAUAUGCUUGGACAUGUAGUUCUUCUUUUAAAGUCACAUAUUCAGAGCUUUAAUUUCUUUUCAAUAUUAGUACAGGAAUUAGGUAGUAGCAUCCAUGUGCAAAAUGUGAUCAUGGUAUUGAUUGUGUAAUGAUGGCUUCCCCCUAUUUUUAUUAUCAGUUUAUCAUAGAAGAUUAACUCUGUGAUAAACUUGUCUUGGUUUUUACUUUUUUCUCUUCAUUUCCAGAUCCAUAAGUCUACGUCUUCUUGACAUAGAUGAAUAUUUACUUAGUAUUUAGGUAAUGAUGUUAAAAGUGAAGCUAUAAGAUCUGAAACUAAUGAGAUUAGAAUGCUUUUCAUGAAGUAUUCUGUUUGUACUUUAAAUAGUAAGUCCCACUAUAUCACCAUUAUUUAAUAUCUUGCCACAGGCAGUACAAGUUUGUGAAGUAUUAGCUUGGAUAAGCUUUGCUGCAGUGGCUUGAGUAAGUAAAUCAAGAAAUCUCAAGUCUUCUAAUAACACCCUAGCCUCUCUCCUUCCAGUUGUAGUCCAUAUUCUGUACAGCUAUAUUUUUUCACCAUACAUAGCAUAAAUAGAAGAGUGAAGGGGGGACAAGCAGCACAAGUCAUAGUAGGAUUAGGAAAAGUCCUCCUCUGCUGAUUAUGUUCUUGUGAGUUUGCUUGAGACUUGGACCUGCAUUAUGAAUGCUCUUAUGAUGUCACAAAGGUUUGUGGGUUUUCUCCAUUAAACAUACACCUGGAAUGUAUGUAGAUUUUCACAUGGCAACUGAAAUAUGGAGUUUGAUUGAGAUAUGUUUUGUGUAUAUUUAGGUUGUACUGUACAUGUAGUGCAGUUUAUGUGUUACAACUUAAAAUUGUGCAAUCAAAUAUUGUAUUAGAUAUGAGGGAAAUAAUGAAAGUUCAGAAAUUUCAUCAGUUGCUUUCAUUGAAACUAUUUUUUUGUUUUUGUUUUUCAUUUUAUUAGUUUUUGAAUAGUACAUUCUCAUGUGUAUAUAUAUUUUUACAAAGUACUUAAGCUCUUAUCCAAUAGGGAUAGGGCCCACAGUAAAUAUUCUACACAUAACCAUAUUAGCCAGUAUUUUAUUGUUGGGUCUUGUAAGUUCAGUCUAGUUCAGUCUUAAAUGGGGCCUUGAACAUUCCAUUUUUUGUUAAUGUUCUAGUUCAGAAUUUAUUACCAUUUUAUACUUUGUUUUUAUCAUUAUCUGUGUUCUAGGAAUAUCUGAUUUGGAUAUUUAGUCAUUUUGUAGCCAGGGACAAUUUAUAUUUUUAUUGUAGCUUUGUCUUCACAGGCACAAGAUAUGUAAUCUUCAAAAUCUCGUUAUAUUCCCGAUGAGGAUAUAAUAAUAAUAAUAAUAAUAAUAAUGAUAAACCAGUU